UGACUGUAACGAGGCUCAGAGACUCCGCUCUCUCCUGUACUCUAUUUUUUUCGGUCCUACUCCGGUUGCUACCCUCCCCCUUGUGCCGCCAUUAAAGCCCUGUCAGCCUGGUAUUUGGAAGUCGGGGGAAAAAAGGAUUAAAAUGAUUUAAAGCAGCGAAGCCAUCGGGCCGAGGGGAGGGGACUGGGGAGGGGGGGGAUCUUCUUAUUCGGCGCUAUGUACGGACUUUCCCCCGUUCGUUAAGACCCAGGAGGAGACCCGAAAGAAGUGGAAAUGUCGUCCCAGUGAGCGGUUCUCGGAUUACGAGGGGAGUCCAUUUGUUUUGGCCGCGGCGGGGCGGGGAGGGGGGACUGGAGAGUGUAAACACAGCAGCCAAGUCCACUGCUUGCUGAGGGAUUUCCUUGAGAGUGGAUCUGCUGUGCUGAUAGUCCUUCCGAACGGCAGGAAACCUUCUUCGUUGGUGUUGCGACGAUGACCGAGCUGGUUGCCAAGUGGGCCUGUGAAUACUGCACAUACGAGAACUGGCCGUCAGCCAUCAAAUGCACCAUGUGCCGCGCUCAGAAACCCAGCGGGGGUGCCAUCAUUACCGAGGAGCCCUUUAAGAUCAGCCCUGCCCUAGAUGCCAGUCUGCAUCAGUGGGACCCUGCAGACCAUAGCAACAGUCCAACUCAGGGGGGAUCCAGCUUACUUAUUUGCCCAGACUCCAGCGCCCGACCUCGUGUUCGUAUUGCUGAUGCACCAGAGACGAGUAGUAAAUGGUCAUGUCACAUGUGCACCUACCUGAACUGGCCCCGUGCUAUCCGUUGCACACAAUGCUUGUGCCAGAGGCAACACGCUCAACAACAGCAGUACCUGCAGCGUGCAACCCAUCAAGGACAUCAUACACAGCAGCCACACAGUCCCACGGAAUCACCACAAACUUCAGGGUAUGGAUGUCGCCCUGGUCCCACAGCCCCCACUACAGACCCGUGUGAGGAAUAUAACGACCGCAACAGGCUCAACACUCAUACGCAACACUGGACCUGCACUGCCUGCACUUGUGAGAACUGGGCCAAGGCACUCAAAUGUGUCGCGUGUGAUCAUCCCAGAGCCAAUAGUCUCCUAGCUGAUCCCAUCGAACUGGCAUCAAAGCCUGCGAUCCAACAACCAUCCUCAACACUUAAUGAACAGGACAGGGAUAACAGGAGGGGUGUUGUUGGACAUGUGAUUGGGCAGGGAGUGGGGGGCCUGGUUGGUGUUGUGGGGGGUUGUAGCGGCAGCAGCCAGAGAAGGUCACCCCCAACCCCUAAACGGGAGUCUGAGGUGAAUAUGGACUUUCAGAGGAUUGAAUUUGCAUCAGGGUCUGGAAUUGGGAGUAAAGAAGAGCUCGAGGUGGAUUUCAAAAAACUGAAACAGAUUAAGAACAGAAUGAGAAGGACAGAUUGGCUGUUUCUCAAUGCGUGCGUUGGUGUUGUAGAAGGGGACCUGGCAGCUGUGGAAGCUUAUAAGUCAUCCGGAGGUGACAUAGCAAGACAGCUGACAUCAGAUGAGGUCCGGCUAUUAAAUAGGCCCUCAGCAUUUGAUGACGGCUUUACGUUGGUUCACUUAGCCAUUCGCUUCCAGAGACAGGAAAUGCUGGCGGUGUUGCUCACAGAGGUGUCCCAGCAGGCAGCCAAGUGUAUUCCAGCCAUGGUGUGUCCUGAGCUGACAGAGCAGAUCCGUCGUGAGGUAGCAGCCUCCCUUCACCAGCGUAAAGGAGAUUUCACCUGCUACUUCCUCACCGACCUGGUCACAUUUACCCUGCCUGCAGACAUUGAGGAUUUGCCCCCAGCAGUUCAGGAAAAAUUGUUUGAUGAGGUGCUGGACCGAGACGUACAAAAAGAACUUGAAGAGGAGUCUCCCAUCAUCAACUGGUCCCUGGAGCUCGGGACCAGAUUUGACAGUCGCCUGUACGCUCUGUGGAAUCGCACGGCCGGGGACUGCCUGCUGGACUCGGUGCUGCAGGCCACGUGGGGCAUCUACGAUAAGGACUCGGUGCUCCGUAAAACCCUCCACGACAGUUUGCACGACUGCUCCCAUUGGUUUUACACACGCUGGAAGGAGUGGGAGUCGUGGUAUUCCCAGAGCUUCGGCCUGCACUUCUCCCUCCGAGAGGAGCAGUGGCAGGAAGACUGGGCUUUCAUCCUCUCCCUCGCCAGCCAGCCAGGAUCCAGCUUGGAGCAGACCCACAUUUUUGUUCUUGCACACAUACUCCGUAGACCUAUUAUCGUCUAUGGAGUGAAGUAUUACAAAAGUUUCCGUGGCGAAACACUCGGGUACACCCGUUUUCAAGGUGUGUACUUGCCGCUCUUGUGGGAGCAGAGUUUCUGCUGGAAGAGCCCCAUCGCUCUGGGCUACACUCGCGGCCACUUCUCAGCAUUGGUGGCCAUGGAGAACGACGGCUUCGACAAUCGUGGCGCGGGCGCCAACCUCAACACGGACGACGACGUCACGGUCACAUUUCUGCCACUCGUGGACAGCGACAGGAAGCUGCUUCAUAUUCACUUCCUCACAGCGCAAGAGAUGGGGAAUGAGGAGCAACAGGAGAAACUCCUGCGGGAGUGGCUGGACUGCUGCGUGACGGAAGGCGGCGUCCUGGUGGCCCUUCAGAAAAGCUCCCGCCGUCGCAACCACCCACUCGUCACGCAGAUGGUGGAGAAGUGGCUGGACGGCUACCGGCAGAUCCGGCCCUGCGCCUCUCUGUCUGACGGCGAGGAGGAGGAAGACGACGACGACGAGUGAAUUGAAAAAGAACUGAAAAAGAUGAAGGCAGUCUGCUGGGGGCAGGACUCCUCCCUCAUCGCUCUUUCUUACAGCUUUUCUUUGUUCUGUUGUUUUGUUUGUUUUCCUCCUUCUGACAACGGACAAACUGUGACGGCCUUCAGCAGGGGACAGGGUACCCACAAGACCCCCGCCCACACCUCCAGAGUGACACGGCUACACUCGUGGCUCAUGCCGCCGCCCGGGAGUACGCUUAAAAAGACUUUGGCUCAGAACAAGCUGAGACUGGAAGGUUUGGAGAGAAUAAAGGUUUACAAAUGCAAACGACCCUUUGGAUUGUUUUGAGUUUCAACUGUUGAGCUAAAAAGAAGAAUCUUUAUCCAUCAGUGUAAAUGCAUGUGGUUUUUAAAACAAACGAAGGAACUAUACCAGCAUUGACUCAAACCAACACUUUAUAUCUGUUCAGUGGGGGCACUGACAAAAGCACACUUCCAAAUUGAACUUUUCUGGGGGGGUUUCCAGCUUGUUUAGAGUUGGCUUGUUGAACGUUUUUGUUUGGGAAAUGGGACAAAGCUAAUAAAUGCCACCAGAAAAGAUGAGAUUAUGUAAUAAUAAACAAUUGUAAUCCUUAUUACUAAGCACUGCACAUCUAUUUAAAGAUUUCUAUAUGAGAACAUUAUCAUUGCUUGAAUUCAGAUCAUAUAUGAAGCUCUUUAAAAGGGAGAUUUGCCCUUCACAAGUCAGAUCUACACUCACUAAUGUUUAGCACACUAACAUUCAUGUUGGAUAUUUGGUUUACGUUUUUCAGAAUGAACUCAGUUGUUGGUUUUUUUUUCCUCUUUGAAUUUAUUCUUCAUAUUUAUUGUUUGGAAAUUUAUCUGAGCUAUUAAGCGCUUUCUCUAUGUUUUGUUUUUUUCCUUUUUGUGGUUUUGUUAAUUAUUUUCUCAAUCUUGAUGAAGACACUUUGCACAGAAACACUGUUGCUUAAAGGAAAGAACCAACCAUGACCAUCGGUGGGAAGUUUACUUGCUUGUUGCAUGGGAUUUAGUACCUCAUCUGGAUGCCUAAAAUCUGGUGCUUUUGUUUUUUAUUGUGUUUUUUCUGGGCAGUCGAGUGUGGCGGCCAGACAUGUUCAAUGUCGGCGUAAAACCCAAAGUCACUCUUGCCUAAUCUGCGUCUCCCGCCGCCCAUUUGUUGUCGAGCUCACCCUCACGGUGCACGUCAGGCCACCUCUGUAAAUCCUGUUUGUCGUCAACCCAUGUUCUUGAUUAAACUUAUCGUGAGAGAUUUCCACAUAUAAAACCAAAGCUGACAAAAAAGAAGAAAAAUGUGUCUACCCUUUUCUUUUGCUGUGAACGUUUGCAUUUUCUUUUCUCUCCGUUCCUUUGCCAUUAUGUACUAUAACCUAUUUCGUGUGUCCUUCAUGUCAGACGUGCUCUAAGCAUCCCCUACAUGUUGCUUUGUAUUUAUGCAAUAGUUGCAGUUGUGACUAUGAUGGUUUGUGGAUUUAGGCCUGACUUCACUAAACACAGUGUGAUGCAAAGAUCAGGCAAAAUAUGAAGAAAAAAAAAAAAAUAAAGAACCUUUUUGAAUG
Messenger RNA from Cololabis saira (Pacific saury), 4333 nucleotides. It is a transcript of the gene zranb1b, whose product is annotated as zinc finger, RAN-binding domain containing 1b. NCBI's taxonomy places the organism in Eukaryota, Metazoa, Chordata, Actinopteri, Beloniformes, Belonidae. Gene Ontology annotation, cellular component: nucleus; cytoplasm. The coding region runs from base 472 to 2760 and encodes 762 amino acids. The record is from RefSeq and is a predicted model, not a curated record. Gene Ontology annotation, molecular function: cysteine-type deubiquitinase activity; K63-linked polyubiquitin modification-dependent protein binding. The transcript has 10 exons. Gene Ontology annotation, biological process: protein deubiquitination involved in ubiquitin-dependent protein catabolic process; protein K33-linked deubiquitination; cell migration.